AUGACAGCAACGCCUGCUUCCACAGUGGCAGCAGCGGCACACAAGUCGUCGUCUUCGUUGCUGUUUCAGCCGUACCGCGCUGUUGGUUACAUUGCAUCGCAUGUUCCAUUUGCGCUGCAGGCGCGAGGCGGCGAGCAUUUUGUCACAACCGUGGUUGGCCACGCCUACCACGUGUACAACUGCAAGCGGCUGAACCUCGUGUUUGUUGGGCACAUUGGCAGCGACGUCAGUGCCGUCGCUUGCGCUGGCAGGCUCACAUUCGCUGCGACAGGCAACAUCAUCAUUGCCAAGAAGCGCGAUGUCAACGUGCGAACAUACCGGGAGCACGCGGCUCCCGUGCACAUCUUGCUGCCCUUUGGCACACACCUCAUCUCCGUUGACACUGCCAACGUCAUCAACGUCUUUGACGUCGCUUCCGAAGAACUGUUCUGUACGAUCGAUGAGCUGCCUGCGGCAACCUUCAAGGUGUCGUGCGUGUUCCACCCAAGCACGUACCUCAACAAGAUCUUGCUCGGUUCCAAACAAGGCGCCCUCCAGCUCUGGAACAUCCGCACCAGGACGCUGGUGCACACGUUCAAGGGCUGGGGCAGCGGCGUGUCGUGCGUGGCGCAGUCGCCUGUCGUCGACGUCGUCGGUAUUGGCCUCGAGUCUGGCGCGAUUCAUGUGCACAACCUCCGCUAUGACGAGAGUGUUGUUUCGUUUACACAGGACGGCGGCCCAAUCACAGCCGUUUCCUUCCGCACAGACGGGGAGCCGAUCAUGGCCUCUGCCAACACCAGCGGCAGCGUCGCCAUCUGGGACCUCGAGUCGCGACGCCUCGUCACCGUGCUGCUGGCGCACACGAAAGCCGUUGCGUCGAUGCAGUUCCUGCAGUCGCAGCCGCUGCUCCUCACAUCCAGCGCGGACAACAGCCUCAAGCUGUGGGUGUUUGAUGCUGCCGACGGAGGUGCCCGCAUCCUGCGCAGCCGCGAGGGCCACAGCGCACCCCCAACCAAGAUCAGGUACCACGGGUCGAGCGGACACGACAUGCUAAGUGCUGCGCGGGACAGGACGCUGCGCUACACAUGUGUUAUUCAGGACGAGCGCUCCUGCGAGCUGUCACAAGGAUCGCUUCAGUCGAAGGCGAACAAGCAGCAGCGCUCGGUUGGAUCACUUCGACUCCCGCCCAUUGUCGAUUUCGACAGCGAGAGCACGCGCGAGGGCGACUGGGACACCAUUGCCACGUGCCACAAGAACAAGCUGUGGGUUCGCACGUGGUCGUUUGAGAACAAGGUGAUUGGCAAGCACGAGCUCAAGGGCCAGGGUCUGAGCAAACUCACGCCGUGUGGACAAUUGUUCCGGUACAACAUGCAGUCUGGUGCCCUUGGCGCGGAAUAUGGCGCGCCAGCGCAUGCGGACACGAUUGUUGGCAUUCACGUCGACAGUGUCAAUUCGUUUGUUGCAUCGGCAUCCAAAGACACGACCCUCAAGGUGUGGUCCUUCGGCGGUGUCCAGCGGCUGAACGUGAAGAUGAAGGUGCCCCUCACGACGACGUCCAUGUGCCGCAUCAACAACCUCAUCGCCGCUGCAGGCGUCGACUUUGGCAUUCGCGUGUUUGAUGUGGACGCGAAGCGAGCAGUGCGCGGGUUUGGUGGACAUCAGGGCCGCAUCACAGACAUGGCGUGGACACCAGACGGCCGCUGGCUCAUCUCAGCCUCCAUGGACCUCACCGUUCGCGUUUGGGAUGUGCCGAGCGGGCGGAUGCUGUCGUGGUUCUCGACAGAGAAGGCCGUCACCAGCAUGACCAUGUCACCGAACGGAGAUUUCCUCGCCACGACGCACAUUGACCAACUCGGCAUUUUCCUGUGGGCAAACCGCUCCAUGUUUGGUGACGUCGCAUACAAGAUCCUCGACUCAAAAGAGAUUGCUGAGGGCGCGGCGCCGUUUGUGUCGCUGCCGGUCUCUGGCCGUCUCACCGACGAGGAGAAGAAGCAGGCGGUCGACUACCUCAAGGCGUUUGAGGUGUCGGAGGACGAUGCUGUGCUUGAUGAGAGCGAGAGCACGUUCAAGUCGCCCGACCAAAUCUCCAAGGACCUUGUGACCCUGUCCUCGCUCGCUGCGUCGCGUUGGCAGAACCUGAGCAAGCUUGAGCACAUUCGCCAGCGCAACAAGCCCAAGGAGGGCCCAAAGGCGCCGCCGCGCGCUCCCUUCUUCCUCCAGACCAAACCCGGUCUGAAGCACGAGUUCAAGCCCAUGUUUGAUCCACUGGCGGAGACGGGCGCCAAGUCGAAGGUGCUCAACUUCUCCGAGUUUGGCGUGCUCUCCGCAUUCCAGCGCACCCUCCUCCAGUGCAACGAAGAAGAUAACUUCGAUGCGCUGAUUGAAUUGAUCUCGACAAUGGGCAUCACUGCGAUUGAGACGGAGAUUCGCUCGCUCUCUGCGGACAACGUUGGCGGCGACAGUGACGAUCCUGUGCAAUUUCUUGCCAUGCUCAACUUCUUCCGCUUCCUCCUCACCGCCCGCAAGAACUUUGAACUCUGCCAGGCCUACCUCCAUCUCUUCCUCACCGUGCACACUGCUGACAUUGCUCGCUUCCCGCAACUUGAGCCCGUCGUCGCCGAAGUCCAGCGCCUCCACAGGAGCACAUGGACUGAGUUGGACGGCAUGUUCCAGCACGCACUCUGCAUGAUCACAUACUUCAAGAACCCAAGACUCUGA
Molecule: messenger RNA, 2697 nt
Organism: Salpingoeca rosetta
Lineage: Eukaryota; Choanoflagellata; Craspedida; Salpingoecidae
Exons: 24
Coding region: 1-2697 (898 amino acids)
Biological process (GO): rRNA processing
Cellular component (GO): Pwp2p-containing subcomplex of 90S preribosome; small-subunit processome
Molecular function (GO): protein binding
Source: RefSeq, a predicted model, not a curated record